Molecule: messenger RNA, 1674 nt
Organism: Arabis nemorensis
Lineage: Eukaryota; Viridiplantae; Streptophyta; Magnoliopsida; Brassicales; Brassicaceae
Source: the annotation of a GenBank genome assembly
AUGACUAGUUCUGUAGAGAGAAUCGUUUUGCCCACAAGGAUUUUCAAGCUAGGUACUGAACCGUACAUGAGUUUGAAGUAUAUAAACCGAUAUGGUCGUCGUGAGAAGAAGUUGGUGAAGAAACUUAAUGUUAAAUGUAUCAUUGGUAAUCCCAAUCUGCAUAGCAACUUGGUGAGUAAGGUGAUCGACGUGGAAUUCAAAAAAGUGAUUGACAUAGUUCAGAAAGGAUACAAGUUAAAGAGAGCUGAUUGGGUGAAUGGAUACAUCGAUGUCCCCGUUGCUUCAAGACAGCCCGACAAUCAAUCUUAUCAGAGUAGAAGAAAUGAGAAUCGUUUGGUUGACUCAGAAACAGCAGCUCGAGAAACUUCUCGUGAAGCUUUAAGGUUUUGUACGCUGGAUCAACAACUUGACAAGCUGUACAAAUAUGUGGAAGAGAGGUUCCAGGGAAUGGAAGACAGGUUCAAGACCAUGGAUGAUCGUCUCUUAAAAAUAGAAGAAAAGAUAAAUCAAAUUCAUACCGGACAUGAGGAGGACGUUUGUCAAGAAAGACCAGAUUUAGGAGAUACACAAUUCAUGAAUGAAGGAUACACAAACAAUACGGUUGGAGGAAAAAAAGAAGAAGGCAAAGAUAUAAACACAACCAAAAAACGAGUAAGAGAGACGAAUGAAAAUAAGAAAGAUUCAAAGAAGCAUAAGAAACAAAAUGAGCAAGCUGCAGAUUUAGGGCGACUGAGUAUUGCGGUUGGUGCUUUAAAGCUUCUGGAGAAUUCUUGUACAUGGAACAUGGGUGAACAAAUUGUUCCUGAGAUGCCACAUCUGUCCACAAGAUUGAAAAAUUGGCUGAUCUCGAAGAAGUUAAAUCGUGCUUGUGGUUAUUCGAGCACACUCUCUAAGAUUCUUGAAAACUCAGCCACACCCCUGGAGCCAAUAUGUAAUGAUGAUGCCUUUGAUUCAUUGGCUUUAAAAACCUCAGAAACGUCUUCUGCUAGCAACAGUUCAGGAUUCCGGCUCAUCCCGGGCUGCGCUGACAGCUUAGCUGGCGAAGAUUUGCCUGUUAGGAAAAUCAAGACAGAAGAAGUCGACUUUGAAGAUGAGCUGAAGCGACUGUCUUUGAUGUCUAAUCUGAUCUCACCUCAUCUAGAUUUUGAGAAGUCAUUUCUUGAUCUAUUGUCCGCCUGUGGACAGAUGCAACCAUCAAACUUUAUGGACGCAUUCUCCAAAUUCUGUGAACCAGAAAGCAUUGUCAAGAUUGGUGAAGGUACAUAUGGGGAGGCUUUUCAGGCUGGUCCUUGUGUCUGUAAAAUAGUUCCAAUUGAUGGAGACUUAAGGGUUAAUGGAGAAAUACAGAAGGAAAUGCCUGCAUUCUCAUGCCAGCUGUUAUCGGAACAAGUUAUGGUUAAUGUCAUUAUAAAAGUAUGCCAAGGUCCCUAUGACCCUAUACUGAUAAAAGCAUGGGAAGAAUGGGAUGCAAAACAUGGCUCUGAGAAUGAUCACCCAGACUUUCCAGAGAAACAAUGUUAUGUCAUGUUUGUUCUAGAACAUGGCGGCCAAGACCUUGAAAGCUUUGUUCUUCUGAACUUUGAUGAAGCACGGAGCUUAUUGGUUCAGGUCACGGCUGGCCUUGCUGUUGCUGAAGCUGCUUUUGAGUUCGAGCACCGAGACCUGCACUCGUAA